This is a messenger RNA of Racocetra persica, 150 nucleotides long. The record is from the annotation of a GenBank genome assembly. NCBI's taxonomy places the organism in Eukaryota, Fungi, Glomeromycota, Glomeromycetes, Diversisporales, Gigasporaceae.
GAACUUCACAAUAUUUUUGCAAAUCAUGACCAGGCUGGUAUGGGUGCUCUUCAGGGACGUACUAUAGCACAGAUAAAUACUAGUAAUAGCUUUAGAAAUCCUUCAAUUGUCUAUGACUAUGCAAAUACUGCUGGUAAUAAUGCAGUAACC